ACUUCUGGGCGUGUGUCAGGGAGAAAACGGAUGGAGAUACGACUAGGUAGGAGAGUAAAUCAAUUAAAAAAAAAAAGCACCUGCUAUCCUGGCUAUCCUGGGGGUGGAGUCAUGUGUGUGUGACGUAGCACCCAGCCAUCCUUUUCCAUGUGGUGAGAGGAUUUUUCCAUCUCAGAGUCUCAGGCUGAAGGGAGGAAUGACAGACUAGAAGAGUAAUCUCUUCUCUUCUACUCCAAGCUCCUAGGACGUGACUAAACAAUGAGGACUAAAGAGGAUGCACCAAGCGACCGUUGGUAUUUAGUAGGAAUCAUUUUCUUUAUCCUUGGACUGGGAACACUGCUGCCAUGGAAUUUUUUCAUGACUGCCUCAAUGUACUUUAAUAACAGGUUGAACACGUCUGAAUGGAGCAAUGGCACAGUUACGGCCAGGAAGGAGUACUACUUCAACAACUGGAUGACUCUGCUAUCCCAGCUGCCCCUGCUGCUCUUCACCCUGCUCAACUCCAUCCUCUACCCACGGAUCUCAGAGAAAGUGCGGAUAGCAGGCAGCCUGGUCUUCAUCCUCAUCCUCUUCAUCUUCACAACCAUCCUAGUGAAGGUUCCAAUGGAGCAGGACCACUUCUUCUCCAUCACCAUGGCAACCAUUUGGUUCAUAAAUUCGUUCGGAGCAGUGCUGCAGGGGAGCCUGUUCGGUUUGGUAGGCUUGCUGCCUCAGAAAUACAGCGCAGUGUUCAUGAGUGGACAAGGUCUGGCCGGGACGUUCGCCGCUCUCGCCAUGCUCUUCGCCAUCGCAAGUGAGACAGAUGAAGAAACUGCAGCUCUUGGAUAUUUCAUCACUCCAUGUGUGGGGACGCUGAUAACGCUGAUCUGCUACCUGCUGCUGCCCAAACUGGAUUUUGCUGGAUUUUACCUCAACAAGAGUAAAGGCCAAGGCUACGAGGCCAAUGCUACUAGAGAGCUUCUACCUAAAGGCAUACAGGAGAAUGGGGAACCGAACAGUCAGGCCACUGAUUCGGUGCCCAAUGGAACUCCCAGCAGUUCGGAGAGUGAUGGUACCAAUCAAGCAUUUGUUAGCAUUGGUGACGAACAUGCCAAGCAAGCAAAGAGCUCUGUGUUGGAAGUGUUAAAAAAGAUCUGGGUGAUGGCGUUCUGUGUAACAUUCGUGUUCACGGUCACACUCUCAGUCUUCCCCGCCGUCACAGUGGACGUGAAGACCGCGUACCCGGGAAAGUGGGAACUUUAUUUUAUCCCUGUGUGCUGUUUUCUGCUCUUUAACGUGAUGGACUGGACUGGGAGAUCUGUCACAUCUAUCAUACAAUGGCCCUCUAAAGAGAGUCGGUUGUUUCCAGCGCUAGUGGUCUCCCGUGUCAUCUUCGUUCCUCUGCUGAUGUCCUGUAAUGUUCAGAAACGCCACUUCCUGCCUGUGCUCUUUUCCAACGAUGGGUACUUCGUCAUCAUCAUGAUGCUCUUCUCCGUGUCCAGCGGUUAUUGCGUCUGUCUGUCUAUGUCUUACGCACCACAGUUGGUGGCUCCACAAGAUGGAGAGACAGCAGGAGCUCUGAUGACGUUCUUCCUGGCUCUGGGGCUUUCUUUGGGAGCCGCUCUGUCUUUCAUGCUGCGAUUAAUCAUCUAGUCUAGUCCGUACGCAACGUAUGAGGUGACCAGGCCCGAUUUACACCAUCUCUUCUUCACCCACUAAAUCUGAAAGGUGUGAUCCAUUACCAGGAAUCACUUGGGACAAAAAGGGCUAAUCACUUCAUACUGUAAAAUAUUUCAGCAGAAGGACUGAAAUGUUGGCCAUUUUUAUUGUUAUUAUUCUCUGUAGCGUGUAGGUUUAUUUUCCAGAAGGGAAGUCUUCACAAUGACAGAACAAAAGGGAACAGACAUAGAGCUUAUUCUUGAAAAAUAACCCUCAGUUCAGUUUAUCCCAAACACUGCCAGAGUAGUUAAUAUAGAAUGGAUUGGCUCCUGAGUGGUGCAGCAGUAAAGUGAAGGUGUUCCUCUCUCCUGUCAAGCAGAUAGAUAGUAGAUAAUGCUUUCCUCUGAGUGAGUUCAGCUGUCCUGUAACGUAGAAUGAGCAGCAUUCUGGUGGCUGGCUACAUUGCGCUGGAUGGAUUGGGAAAAGUAUGUGAAUCAGGAUGGAUGGGAGAAAGAAUGGAAAUCGACAUGGAUGGAUUGAUGGAGGUUUUUUUUCUUUUGUACUUUUAAGGAUUGAUCUCAGAUUUUUUUUUUUUUUAGAUAUGUAAAGUUUUUGACUGCAGGACAUUUUUCAGUCUGAAAGGCUGUAAAGGCUCUGCAGACUUGUGGGAAGAACUGACAGCCAUGUACCUCCUCAGUGUGACAACAGGGAUUUCCGUUAUUCGUUUGUUGUCAGGAAAUAAAGGGAAACCAGCGGUGGUUCGUUGACCAGCGGUGAAAAUAUAGAUGCUGUUUAUGUUAACGUAUAUAUCCUAACUGUAGAUAAUCAGUAACUAUAACCUCAGGAGCAUUGACAUUUCACACUUCGUUUCAUUUCUAUGGAAAAAAGGGAAAAAAUGAUCAUUCUGUGGUGUUUUGGUUUUCGGGACCACAUAGGAAAAAGGAAGAGAGAAAGGGAAGUUUUGUGUAUAUUAGUUAUGAGAAACUAAAUGUUCACUCAUGUUUUAACGCUUACUAUCAAUGUAUCAGUGUAUCAAUGUAACAUAAACGUGCGCGCACACACACACACACACACACACCAGGCUGAUGCUGAACCAGGCUGAUGCUGAUCCAGGCUGAUGCUGAAAAAUGAAGAAAAUUGUUUUGUAUCGGAAUGUUUCUGUUUACAAGCCUCAGGCUAGAUAUUUAUUGGCUUAAACCAUUUUAGGUACAUAAAAUUUGUUCAUUACCAAGUAUUAAACGUAGCAGAAAAGCGGAAAACAUUUAGAAAUGUAUUCUAGUAAGGGAUGUGUUCUUCGAAUAAGGGAAAGGCACAUGCCUGCACAAGUCACUGCUUGGUUUAGAGAAAAUACGUUUUCCGUUGAGGGAAUUAUUUUGAUGCAUUUUGGAAGAUGGCAUGCAGCGACGCACACUGCGUGAACAUUCGGAGACAGACGUCUCCUCAAAUGGCUUCCCAUUUUCUCUGCGCUGUAAUUUAUGGUGGAGUAAAUUACAGGCUUUUGCAGAAACUGUCUGUCAGCUCUGACAGCUCAUCUGCAAGGUCAUCGCUGAGAGUUACAACAGCUCUGCUCUUUGGCCCUGUUUGUUUGGACUGGAUUGAAAUAGAGCAAAAGAGCUAAGGAGGACUUUUCUCUCUUCUUUACGUGCUUUUCUUCUGAAUCCGUGUUUCCAUGGUAGCAUUUACAAGUGUAGAGCACAGCACUGUGCUGCAAAUCCCGUAUGCAAAUUCUGUGCACUUGUAAAAGAUUUGUGUUUGGCGAGAAGAAUGAAAUGCAGAAGAAAGUAAUGUUGUUCUCAUAGAUCCUGUCCAACAUGAAUUAGCUGACAGUUAAGUAAUCUGAGUAGUCCUCAUCUGAUGCCUAGAUGUAAUUUUUACUCAUUAAAAGUUAAAGAAUUUGCACUGCAUAAAGUAAAUUGCAGGAAUAUUAUCCUGGUUAUGCCUAUAAAUACUGACCUGACAAGUUCAGUUACCUCUUAUUCAUUUUUUUUUUUUUACAUUUAUUUUAUUGUUAUUUUUAGUGUUCGAGCUAUGCAUUAUUAAAGAAGCAGUUUGUAAUGUUUAUAGUCCUUUGCCUUCUGGGAGGUGAACUGUAACUGCAGUUAAAAUCACUGACAAAACUUCUCUGUUGAAACUGCAUAGUCCUUCCAAGUUUUUUUAUUUUAUUUUAUUUUUAUUUAUUUAAAAAGAAAAAAAAGGUAAAGUUGAGCAGUUGUGUUCCUGUUGGAGGCGGACCUAAUUUCUGGUCCAGAAAAUAAUGCAAUCACCAGCCACUGCAUGACAAUAUUUGACAUCGGUAUUUCUAUGAUGUCCAAGUUCUAACCAGUAAUAAACAUUACAAACUGCACCUUUUAAUUCUUUUCUUUCAAAUCACGUAACAUUUACUACCUAACCUUUUUUUUUCCUUUUCCUUUUACAGUUUGUGGUUGCCUAACUUCAUGGCUACAAUCCACAUAAACUUUCACUCAUUUGUAAUUAUGCUGUAAUCCAUUUUCUUCUUUCCUUCUGUGUUUAAGCUUGACAGUUGAAGUUAAAAUUUUUCAGUAUUUUAUUAA
This is a messenger RNA of Pangasianodon hypophthalmus (striped catfish), 4190 nucleotides long. Its product is annotated as equilibrative nucleoside transporter 2. The coding region runs from base 259 to 1632 and encodes 457 amino acids. Gene Ontology annotation, cellular component: basolateral plasma membrane; plasma membrane. Gene Ontology annotation, biological process: hypoxanthine transport; uridine transmembrane transport; nucleoside transmembrane transport. Gene Ontology annotation, molecular function: nucleoside transmembrane transporter activity. The record is from RefSeq and is a predicted model, not a curated record. The transcript is spliced from 13 exons. NCBI's taxonomy places the organism in Eukaryota, Metazoa, Chordata, Actinopteri, Siluriformes, Pangasiidae.